AUGGAUGACAAGACGGAAUCCCUGCCGGACGACGCGCUCGCCCAAAUCCUCCGCCGCCUGCCGCCGCGCGACCUCGCCGUGUCCCGCUGCGUGCGCAAGGCGUGGUGCGCCAUCGUCGACGGCCGUCGCCUGCUGCUCCGCAAGAUGCUCCCGCACGCCGUGCGCGGCCUCUUCUUCAACUACGGCGACCGCGCGCGCCCGCGACCGCGUUUCUUCGCCAGCCCCUCCUCGACGCGGAUCGAUAGCGAUCUCAGCUUCCUGCCUUCCUACGGCGGCAGCUCUACAGGGCUGGUCGAUCACUGCGGCGGCCUCCUGCUGCACCGCGACCGAAGGACCCUCUGCGUGAUCAACCCCGCCACCAGGCGCUGGGAAGAUCUUCCGUGGGAGGACGACGGCUGUGACGCCUACCUUGUGUUUGACCCUGCUGAAUCGCUGCACUAUCAGGUGUUCUCAGUGCCGCGCGAGCUCGAGAAGGUGGUACUGAACCCACACGAUGAGUUAGAAGAGGAUUUCAUCCGUUGGCCACCAUCCAUCUGGACGUUAGAUGUGUUCUCAUCCAGCACAAGGCAGUGGAAGAAGAGAUCGUUUGUUCGUGAAGCAGAAGCUCCGGAGACGAUGGCUGAUGCGCGACUAGAUCUAUUAGAUCCAUUAUCCAUGUCAUGGAGCCACCAGACGGGUAGCCGCAGUGUGUAUUGGCGAGGAUCGCUCUACGUGCACUUUUACGGUGUGUUUGUUGUGAGGUUAUCUUUCUCGAAUGGGAAGUACCGAGUAAUCAAAACACCCAUAAAUAACGAGGAGAGCAUUCACGUGCACUCUUAUGUUGGGAAAUCGGAAAAUGGUGUGUACUUUGCAACAGUUCAUGAUGGAUGUCGACUUCAGGUUUGGACUCUCAUGGAAUCAAGUGGACGGCUAGAUUGGGUGUCAAAGAAACAUAUUGAUCUGGGAAAUGCAACUCUACCAUUGUGCCAGCCAGAUUAUAUGGAGGUAAUUGGAAAAACUUGGAUUUCAGACGACGAUGAUGAUGUGAAUGGCAACAAUAGAAACAUAAGGAGGGAAAAUUUGGACUGGGACUCCGACGAUGAUAACAUUGUGAAUAUUGAAGAUUCUUCUUAUCAUUAUUCCCACACCUAUGUCUCCUUUCUUGGGUUUCAUCCCUACAAAGAAGUUGUUUUCUUGGCGUUGGCAUCAUAUAGACGGCCAGUUGCAGUGGCUUUUCAUUUGAACAGCUCAAAAUUUCAGUAUCUGGGCACACCACAGCUAGCAGAUUACUCACGUGGCGCUCGCAUACAAGGAUCAUUUCCGUACACCCCCUGCGUAACUGGGCAUCUUCUAUAUCACUUCACAUAGUAGUACAUUUGGGCUGCAAAUAGUCUAAAUAAUGAAACCCUAGUCGUGGGGUCCUUGUUUUUGUUUAUGCUCAUUUCUAGCUCACCGUAUUGGAACUUGGAAGCAGUAUCAAAUAAUCUUCGGGUUCUUGUUUUUUCUAUGUAGGGAAAUAUCUAUUAGUUAUUAGUUUGUUUUAGAGAAAGAUUAAGAUUAGGAUUCAAACGUGGA
This is a messenger RNA of Triticum dicoccoides, 1554 nucleotides long. RefSeq lists its product as uncharacterized. Gene Ontology annotation, molecular function: protein binding. The transcript is spliced from 2 exons. The record is from RefSeq and is a predicted model, not a curated record. The coding region runs from base 1 to 1347 and encodes 448 amino acids. NCBI's taxonomy places the organism in Eukaryota, Viridiplantae, Streptophyta, Magnoliopsida, Poales, Poaceae.